Messenger RNA from Pogonomyrmex barbatus (red harvester ant), 3009 nucleotides. Its product is annotated as octopamine receptor beta-2R. Gene Ontology annotation, molecular function: octopamine receptor activity. Gene Ontology annotation, cellular component: plasma membrane. NCBI's taxonomy places the organism in Eukaryota, Metazoa, Arthropoda, Insecta, Hymenoptera, Formicidae. Gene Ontology annotation, biological process: positive regulation of MAPK cascade; adenylate cyclase-activating adrenergic receptor signaling pathway. The record is from RefSeq and is a predicted model, not a curated record.
CAACGAUUCAGUCGCGGUCGACCCGCCACGUUGCGAGCUUUGCUAAGUACGCGUGUGCCUCGAGGUGCCUCUUUCUCUCCUUCGUUUGCCUCUGUUUUUUCUCUCUCUUUUUUUCCUCCCAUAUCUCCACUUAAUUAUCUCCGUCCUUCUAUCGCACGUGUACAUUCUGACAUUCUUCACUUUCUGCCUCUCUUCUCUUCUGUGGAGAAAUCUCUCAUCUCUCUCUUUCCGAUCGAGCUAUCGUUCUUUAAGACAGAUAAUAUAGUCUUAGAAAAGCAAAGACAAAUUUUCUGCCUGUUCAACUCAUACUGACCGAGGAAAAGCGGAACUUGCAAACCGGGGUUUGUUUGACAUAUCUCCAUGGAAAAGGGGAGAGAGAAAAAGAGAAAGAGCGGAGAGGGCGGGAGAGAGAGAUAAUCGCAAAAUCGACUUGGAGGUUCGAAGCUCCAGGUUUGGAGCUUGCGCCGAUUCGUUUUGGAAGCUCGGAUUCGCAUGCGACAGCGCAGCGGAUCUUUCCAAUUUUCUCACAUUGCAAACAUUGCGAGCUCGUCCGGAAUCACGGCCGGAUGCGAGCUCGGAUAAUAAAUCGCUCUCAUGCGUACGAAUCCAAUGUAGUUUGAGUGAACAAAUGUGUCUCGGUCUCGUUCGAAGAGGGAUCGUGACCGUGAAAAGAGGAUGUUAGAAUGUACAAUCGGCGAUUGUCGUGUCGCUUAGCUUGACGCGAACGUGGAAACGAGCGUUUUCAGUCACAUCGACUUCCGUUUACGUCUGAUUCAAGACGAGUGGGACGAGUUGUACGAGUGUGUUUGAGUGUUCCUCAUCCGAGAAACACUCACCGAAUAUUUGUCUCGCAAAAAGGUGAGAAAAGGGGUGCGAAGAUCGUGAGGCCGCCUCAAAAGAUCAACGCAUCCAGAGAUGCUCCUCGAGGGUUGCGCGGUUCAGGGCUGGACGACUCACUCGCGUAAAAGAAAGUGCGUGCUGUCGAUAUGUGACUCGGUGAGCAACAACGCGUCGCGAUAAUGGAGUAGGUAUAAUGGAUUCGGUAGUAGUCGUGAUAACGAAGUCUAUGGUGCACGUGCGCGCGAGUGCCGACAAGUACGAAGGAGUCUUAACAUCGUGAGAAUGUGCUAUGUCUAUGUGAAGGUGCCUGGUGCUUGACAGAACCAAUUUUGUUGGGAAUUGCAAGAGAUCGCAAGUGGAAACUCUUACGAAGAACUUACGUAUCCUCAAAAAUGUGUAUAUGUGAUGGCAUAGUAACAUCGCUAAAAUCUCUCUUACGAGACAUCUCUUCUGGAUAAAACUUCCUCGUAAAUUUCGUAACGCCGUCUACACUGGCAAGUAGCUCAAGGAUAAAACGGCGUCGGAAAAGCGGCGUCUUCUUGCCCGAAUCAAAGAUGAAUGCCUGUGAGGUGCGUCAAUUGGUCGGGACCUCCAUCACCUAAAUCUCUUAAAAUUUUUCGUCGUUGCUCAAAAGGAGACCAAAAGGAGAUACGCUCGGUAGCGGUGAAAACCGCGGUUGGGUGAGCAUGACCGCGAAAACAACGUUCGAUUCGAAGGAAAUCUCCUCGUUUGAUGUGACGUCGUUAUUGGACGUCACCUCGACCGAGGAGAAUCCCUAUGCCAACAAUACCGAAGUGAACGUUGUGGAGAUCAAUUGGCCAGACAUGCCUUCGGCAAUCGUCAAAAUUUGCAUCCUUGGUUCAAUCAUCGCGACGGCGUUGUUUGGUAAUCUGCUGGUGAUGGUAUCCGUGAUACGACACAGAAAGCUACGAAUUAUUACCAACUAUUUCGUAGUCUCGCUAGCGCUGGCGGAUAUGCUGGUGGCGAUGUUCGCGAUGACUUUUAACGCUAGCGUGCAGGUAACCGGCAGGUGGCUUUUUGGCUAUUUCAUGUGCGAUGUCUGGAAUUCGUUAGAUGUUUACUUCAGCACUAGUUCGAUACUCCAUCUGAUGUGUAUCUCAGUCGAUCGAUAUUACGCGAUUGUCAAACCACUCAAGUAUCCCAUUAACAUGACGAAGAGAGUGGUGGCGUUUAUGUUACUGGCCUGCUGGGUGUCGCCGGCCAUCAUUUCUUUCGUGCCGAUCUUCUACGGUUGGUACACCACAGAGGAGAACAGCGUGCAUAGACACAAGCAUCCAGAACUCUGCGAAUUUAAAGUCAACAGAAUAUAUGCUAUAUUAUCAUCGAGCAUAUCCUUCUGGAUACCUUGCACCAUCAUGGCGGUCACAUAUUUUGCUAUAUUCAAAGAAGCUAACAAGCAAGAAAAGCAAAUGCACAGCAGAAUGGGUAACGCCAUGUUGCUCAGUCACAGACCGAGUAAGGAUCUUAAUAAUUUAAACGGUGAAUUGAACAGCGGCGGCUCGUCGAAAACUCUAACUUUAAACGAGAUCAACACUGAGCAUUUACACACACCUACGAAAGAUAAACACAUGAUGAAGAUGAAAAGAGAACACAAAGCGGCAAGAACGCUGAGUAUUAUUAUGGGUACCUUCAUCCUUUGCUGGUUGCCAUUUUUCCUUUGGUAUGUUAUUACAGCUCUUUGUGGCGAGACUUGUCCGUGUCCCAACGUCGUGAUUGCGAUUCUAUUCUGGAUUGGGUACACGAAUUCAGCAUUAAAUCCAUUGAUCUAUGCGUAUUUUAAUCGUGACUUUCGAGAAGCGUUUAAAAAUACUCUGCAGUGCGCUUUCUGUUCGCUCUGUAGACGAGAGCCAUCUGAUCUCGAAGCGCUGGAUUUCCGUCGGCCAUCCCUCAGAUAUGAUGAUCGCACCAAGAGCAUAUACUCAGAAACUUACAUAAAGCAUAUUGAUCGACGAAGAUCAAGUGAGUUUGGCAGCAGUCUUUGAAACGAAACUACGUUCCCAAGGUUCUAAGCAUAAUAUACGAAUGCAAACAUUCUAGCCAUUGCAGUCGCAAAAUUUUUACCAGUUUCGCCGGUGAUUUCAUCAACAUCUCGUAGGCGUCGAUAUUUGGAAAAUAUGUUUUAUAAAUAAUUGAAAGCUUCUUAAAAAU